AUGUCUGGAUCUCGCAAGCUCAUCGCUGUUACUGGCGCUACUGGCCAACAAGGCUCAUCUGUCGUCGAGUUCUUGCUCAAGGACCCCGAGACCUUCACCGUACGCGCCGUAACGCGUAACGCCUCUUCCCCCGCCGCCAAGGCCCUCGCCUCGCGCGGUGUCGAAGUCGUCCAAGCCGACCUCGCCUCGCUCGACCAAACAACCAAAGCCUUCGAAGGCGCCCACGGCGUCUUCGGUCUAACCCAGUUCUACGAGCACGGCUUCGACGCCGAGCAAGCGCACGGCAAGAACAUCGCCGACGCCGCCAAAGCCGCGGGCGUGCAGCAUCUCGUCUGGUCGACCGUCGAGGGCCGCGAGGGCGAGUGUGGCGCCAUCAGCUGGCGCAGCAAGUCGCUCAUCGAGGACUACAUCGUGACGAAGGGGAUUCCCUACGUGACAUACUUCCACGUCCCGAUGUACUACCAGAACUUCUGGACCAGUUUCUUUGCGCCGGCGUACGACGAGGAGAAGGGGUUCAACUGGAGCGUGCCGUUCUUGCCGGAUGUACCGAUCUUUGCGUUCAGCGUCGAGGACUCUGGAGGGCUCGUCGUUCCUGCUUUCAAGGACCCCGCAAAGUACAAUGGCGUGCGCAUCAAGACCGUCACAGAGUUCCUCUCGUUGCGCGACCUCGCGACCCAGUUCUCCGAGGUCACCGGCGAGAAAGCCAGCCUCGCGCUCGAGCUCACGCGCGAGCAGUUCGAGGCGUCGCGCCACGCGCCGCACCCUGCAGCGGAGCUCAUGUACCUGUCCUGGGAGUAUGUCAUCCGCGCCGGCCCCGACUCGGGCGUGAGGGAUGCCGAGCAGACGCGCUCGAUCUACCCUGGUGUUAAGACGUAUAAGGAGUGGGUGAAGGAUGCGCCGAUGGUGAAGGAGUUGGUUGCGAAGCUUAAGGCGGAGGCGGCUGCGAAGAAGGCUUGA
Messenger RNA from Peniophora sp. CBMAI 1063, 957 nucleotides. The record is from the annotation of a GenBank genome assembly. NCBI's taxonomy places the organism in Eukaryota, Fungi, Basidiomycota, Agaricomycetes, Russulales, Peniophoraceae.